Molecule: messenger RNA, 3674 nt
Organism: Daldinia decipiens
Lineage: Eukaryota; Fungi; Ascomycota; Sordariomycetes; Xylariales; Hypoxylaceae
Product: peptidase family M1-domain-containing protein
Exons: 2
Coding region: 311-3496 (1061 amino acids)
Biological process (GO): proteolysis; peptide catabolic process
Cellular component (GO): cytoplasm
Molecular function (GO): zinc ion binding; metalloaminopeptidase activity; peptide binding
Source: RefSeq, a predicted model, not a curated record
AUGCUAUAUUCAUCUAACGAACUAACGAACUAACGAACCAACGAACUAACGAACUGUAGAAAUCCUAUCAAUCCACGCCUUUUACACUACAUCUAGCCUUCCAUUUUGAGUUUUUAUUACUAGCAUGUAGAUUUAUGUGUAAGACAUAAGGACUACUGCUGUCAAUUAAUUGGCUAUUCAUUCUAUUACCCUGGAGUGUAUACAUACUUUAUAGCAUGUGGGUACUUUCAUAUAUGCUAACCGCUAAUACCGGACCAGUACAUAAUAAAAUACAGUGCUAUGUAACUUUAUAGUUAAAGCACUUGAAAAAAUGGCAUUUACUUCGGCUGAUGUCAUUGGGCGGUCGUACCGGCUUGCAGUUCCCCGAAACUUUGGUGUUACAAACACCAGAGACUUGCUGAGGGGCAACGUGGUUCGCUCUAGCUUAAGACCUUCUCUCAUUUCUGCAACAUCCACAGCAUCUACAGCAUCUACAGCAUCUGUCCUCAAAAACCCAACACGACAUUAUAACAACUCAUCUUCAUCUAUCUCACCAAUAUCCGUCAUACGAGUUGAUUGCUUUUUCAAGACAUUGGACAGGGGUCGUUUGACACCUGCGCCCUACCGGUCGUUCUCUUCUUCAACACCUGCCAAAUCUGUCGCUCUAACAGCUCUUGAUUCGCAACAGCAUUCUCAACCCAGAUCUAAGCCCCACAGCAACUCUCCCAAUUCUCAUUUCUACCUGCAACGUGGGGCUGCCCCUCUACAUAUAAAUACGCCAGCAUAUCUACCCAACAGCCGGUCUUUCUCUUCGUCGUCCCCAGUCUGUUGUUCAGCCCUCAUACCCUCGUCCAUCAUGGCAGACCGAGACAUUCUUCCCUCUACCGUAGUCCCCUCACAUUAUGAUCUCUCUAUAUCUUCCUUGAAGUUCGACGACUGGUCUUUCCAAGGAACAGUAGACAUCCAAGUCUCGAUCACGGAACCUGUCAAGGAAAUAGUCAUCAACUCUAUUGAGCUCAAGCUACACACUGCCAAAAUCACAGUCGACCACACCAAGUCCUCUCAGUCCCUUGAGACUACCACCUUCAACUAUGACGAAAAGAAGCAGCGUGCAACCCUCGUCUUCGCUGAGGAGGUUCCUGCCUCUCAAAAGGCUACUCUCCAUAUUACAUUCCAGGGAAUCCUGAAUAACGAUAUGGCGGGCUUCUACCGGAGCAAGUACCAACCUACAGUUCCCGCUACGGCCUCAGUACCUAGAGACGACACCUUUCAUUAUAUGCUAAGCACCCAAUUCGAGGCCUGCGAUGCCCGCCGGGCUUUCCCUUGCUUUGACGAGCCUCGGCUAAAGGCAACAUUCGACUUUCAAAUCGAAAUCCCCGAGGAUCAGGUUGCCUUGUCCAACAUGCCCGUUAAAAACACCUCGAAAGUCAAAGAUGGCUUUGUAGUAGUUUCCUUCGAACGGACCCCUGUCAUGAGCACAUAUCUUCUUGCCUGGGCUGUUGGCGAUUUCGAGUACGUCGAAGCACAUACCGAGCGCCGAUACAACGGAAAACAAAUCCCCGUGCGUGUAUACACCACUCGAGGACUCAAGGAGCAAGGCCGAUUCGCUUUGGAGCAUGCCCCUAAAACCAUCGACUUAUUCUCGGAGAGCUUCGGUAUCGAUUACCCCCUACCAAAGUCCGACUUGCUUGCCGUUCACGAGUUUACGCACGGAGCAAUGGAGAACUGGGGUUUGGUUACUUACCGUACGACGGCCGUUCUUUUCGACGAGAAGACCUCGGACGCUAGAUUCAAGAAUCGUGUCGCAUAUGUUGUUGCUCACGAAUUAGCCCACCAAUGGUUUGGCAACUUGGUCACUAUGGACUGGUGGGACGAGCUCUGGUUGAACGAGUCGUUUGCUACCUGGGCGGGAUGGUACGCCGUCAACGAAUUCCACCCCGACUGGCAAGUCUGGGCUCAGUUUGUCAACGAGGGAAUGGAAUCAGCGUUCCAACUUGAUGGAAUGCGCUCAUCUCACCCUGUUCAUGUCCCAGUCAGAGAUGCUCUAGACGUAAACCAGGUUUUUGAUUCCAUUAGCUACCUCAAGGGAUGUUCUACAUUACGAAUGUUAGUCAAUCAUCUCGGAGAGAAGACUUUCCUUCAAGGAGUCGGGGCAUAUCUGAAGAAGCAUGCUUACGGUAAUGCCAAAUCUGAAUACCUCUGGGAGGCGCUGGCCGAGGCCUCUGGAGCCGAUAUCACUGGUCUUAUGGGUAACUGGAUAGAGAAGAUUGGUCAUCCCGUAUUGACUGUUGCUGAGGAGCCUGGGCAGAUAUCGAUUAAGCAGAAUCGAUAUCUAUCAACAGGCGACGUGAAGCCAGAAGAGGAUCAGACCAUAUGGUGGGUACCGCUCUCCUUGCAAGGUAAGGUAGGGCAGCAGGACAUUCAGAACUUGGCCCUCACUGAAAAGAACACGACAAUCCGGGAUAUUGACGACAACUUCUAUAAGAUUAAUAGCAACGCCACCGGUUUCUACCGAACAAACUAUCCUCCAGCUCGCCUUGCGAAGCUUAGUAAGCAGCUUGAUCGCUUGAGUAACGAGGACAAGAUCUCCAUUAUUGGUUCUGCGACCGACUUGGCCUUCUCCGGAUACGGUACCACACCUGCUCUUCUCUCUUUCGUUGAAGGCUUCGGGGGCGAGACAAAUCAGCUUGUCUGGGCUCAAGUUCUGGACUCCCUCGGACUAGUUAAGACUAUUUUUGGCGACGACGAGGCUAUCAAACGCGGCCUCGAGCAGUUUACUCUAAAGCUUAUUAGCAAGGCAGUAGAGGAGAUUGGUUGGGAAUUUCCAGAAGGCGAAGAUUAUCUUAAGAGUUUACUACGAAAAAGACUUUUGCUUAGCGCCGCAGCAAACAGUCAUCCACAAGUCGUUGAAAAGGCCAAGUCAUUAUUCGAGGCUUGGGCUGAUAAGGGAACCCCCCUACAUCCGAACUUAAGGACCGUAGUCUACCGUGCUGGUGUGAAGACCGACCCAGCAAAGGCAGUGAAGGCUCUCAAGAAAGAGUGGUUCACCGGAGCAUCUUUUGAUGGAAAAUUGGUCUGCCUUGCAUCGCUAGGUCACGUUCGUGACCCCGACCUUAUUUCUAACAGCGUCCUGCCCUUCAACAGCGACCUAUCCCCACCAGCCCCUCCGUCCGAAUCAGUACCUUCAGGUGACAUGCAUACUAUUGGUAGCACCUUGGCGACUAACUCAGUUGCCCGUCCAAUCCAGUGGAAGUACAUCCAGGAUAAUUGGGAGAAGUUAACAACCAAGAUGGCGAACCCGGUCGUUCUUGACCGCUUCGUCAAGCUCGCACUUUCGAAGUUCACUGAUACCAAGUACAUCGACGAAAUUGACAGCUUUUUCAGGGGCAAGGACACGAGCGCCUUUGACCGAACCUUGGAGCAGGUCAAAGACUCUAUCCGUGGCCGAGCCGCCUACCGCGAGAGAGAUGCUCAGGUCAUCAAGGAGUGGUUGAGCGCCAAUGGUUAUCUCCAGUAGAGAGAACUCUUGUCCAAGGUGUCGUCGGUAUAUCUUGCGAAACUCAUGAAAACCCCUGCGUGAGUUGCAACAUUGAGCAUUAUAUAAGAUGAGACUAUCACAUCAAAGCUAUAAGCCAUACAAAAGAAUAGUAAAUAAAAAUUAACACCAUAUUGUGCAACUCCAUAUUGAUCCUAAC